Molecule: messenger RNA, 699 nt
Organism: Cinara cedri
Lineage: Eukaryota; Metazoa; Arthropoda; Insecta; Hemiptera; Aphididae
Source: the annotation of a GenBank genome assembly
AUGGAUAUAAAUUUGGGUUUCAAAAAAAAGUCGGCGGACGACAUUAACCGUUGGAUAUGUGCACAAAGAACGCGUAAGUCAUAUUUGAAAAUGAAUAAUUCAAAUAUAAUCGUUGAUAAAAGUAUAAUACAUAACCAUGAAAAAGACGAUGAAAAAAAACUUAACAGACAGAAAUCAAGCAACGUUUCAAAACGAAAAGCUCGAGAAGCAUUACAUGAGCGGCCGGUAAAAAUUAUGCGCUGUGAGUUGGCCAAAUCUGAUACUGAAACCAUAGACGCUCAAGAUUUAUGUAGAAUAAGAAAAAAUAUACGUGCUAGUCGGUGUAGCACAGUACCAAAGUUGCACAAAACAUCGAGCGAGAUUCGUAAUAUAUUAAACAAUUAUAGUUUAAUAACUAAUCGGGGAGAAAACUUUUUAUUUAUUAACAGUGUUGAAACCAAUAUUAUUGUAUUUUCACGUGAUAGCAAUUCGGAAGUAUUACGUCAAAUGAUAUCCGUGUUUGUUGACGGUACUUUUAAAAGUUGUCCAAAGCUUUUUUGCCGACUCUUUUCAAUUCACGGUGUAAAAAAUAACUACUACGUCCCUCUGGUUUUCAUUUUACUUCCAAAUAAAACAAGUGAUACGUAAACAAAAGCUUUCAGUUUAAUUACAAAUUAUUUAAACCCGGAUAAAAUACGAGGGCUAAUCAAAACGUAUCAA